Messenger RNA from Salvia splendens (bonfire salvia), 1030 nucleotides. RefSeq lists its product as uncharacterized. Gene Ontology annotation, molecular function: RNA binding. The record is from RefSeq and is a predicted model, not a curated record. Lineage: Eukaryota; Viridiplantae; Streptophyta; Magnoliopsida; Lamiales; Lamiaceae. The transcript has 3 exons. Bases 158 to 829 code for a protein of 223 amino acids.
CAGGGAGUUACUUUGUGAAAUUACAAUGUGUGAUAUUCCAUAAUACGUAGAGAGAGAAGUGGAAGAGUUUCCGGCGAAGGUGGGACUCCGCGGCGUCUGGCCAUUGAACACAAUAUUUGUUUGGAUUGCUAAUAUAAGAGAACAAAAAAGAAUAAGAAUGGUAUUUUUAGACAAGAAGCUGAAGAGGAAGCUACGAGCUGCUAGGGCUGGAAUAAUUGCAGUCUUGGGUGCUCAGAAUAAUUCCACUGGCAAAAAUUGUGAGAAUUCCCAGGCUAUUGUGUCAAAAGCCAGGGAUUCCCUGAGGGCUAUCCGAAAUCUAGAGGCACGAAUAAACAGUGAUGUGGAGCUAAAGCUACAACAUGGGAUGAACUCAGAUACUAUAAAGGAGAAGAAGAAUAAGGUGACGAAAAGGAAUGGAGAUGAAAGUGAGACAUCAGAGAGCGUGAAGAAGACGAAAGAUGAAAGUAAGGCAUCAGAGAGCGUGAAGAAGAAAAGCAACAAGAAACAGAAGAGAAAGAAUGGCGAUAAAAAAUUUGAGGCGGAAGAUGGGGCUACCAGGGAAGGAGUUAACCACAAUGAGCAUGGAUCCACUGUGGAGCAACUUGUGGCAAGUGUUGAAGUGAGCACUGGUUUUGAGAGGAAAAAUAUAGAGACUUCUCAAAAAAUUUAUGUUGGAGCCAUUCCAUACUUCUUCAGUGAGGAUGAUAUUAGAAGUUGCUUUGAAGGUUGUGGACCCAUUGCUUGCAUUGAUUGUAUGACAUUUCCAGACACUGGGAAGUUCAGAGGAAUAGCAAUUAUCACUUUUAAGGUAGAUUCUUUGUCUGGCUAGAGGAUAUUUUUUAUUAUUUCUUCUAAGAUUCCAUAGUUUUAGUGUUAUUAGUACUUAGGAUGUGGAAUUGAUCUAGUAAGCUAUAUUGCAUGCUGUACAACAUAUAUGACAGAGAACAGGAAUGCUACUAGAUAGUUUGUCGUAUUUGUGCUAUUGUUACAUUUCAUCUAGCUGUUGAAUUGCACUUUCUGAAAGGAAGUA